AUGUCGUCUUCCAGGACAAAAAAGACCGUCGACUUCGACCGUGGCACCAAGCCAUCCAGGUCUCAUCACCACCGCAGCAGCAGAGAUUCGGGUGUUGGCAGCAGUUCUGCUUCUGAUCGCGCCUCACUUGGCACCGCACCCGACUCGCCGUUCACCUACCAGCAAAGAGAUGAGCAGAGACAAAUCCUAGGCGCAGUGCAAGAAGCACUCGAUGCCGCCAACGAAAAGAUCCGUCAACUUGAGGCAGCCAAUGCAAAUCUCAACACCGCCUUGAAAGAAAGUAACCAGGAGAAUCGCUUACUGAAGCGAGAGAAAGCGGAGCUGCACAACAAGCUUGACAACGCAAACGACGAACUCGACGACCAAGCCAAGGUCAUCGAGAAGCUCGCAAGAGAGGUGUCGCCUAAAAGGAGCGAGAAGACCUCGUCAACAUCGACUCGAUCAAGUCCACCGCGAUCAAGCCACCGCGACGAGAAGAGAUCAAGCGGUCGUCGUUCCUCAAGCACGGGCGGUCGCCGUUCCAGUUGGCGAGAGAUGCCUGUGCCGCUGUAUGACAGCCACUCGCCGACGACACACACAACCCCUAAUCCCUUCGCCCCGCGGGGACCGCCUCUGCCUGCAGCUACCUACCGUGCGCCUGGCCCAGUAGCCUAUGCCACGAACCAACUAUCCUAUGCGCCUGGGCCAACGUUUGGCCAUCAAAAUUCGCCGGUUCGAGGACACUACCACCAGGACGAUGGCAGAUAUCACCUUUCUCCCGUGUGA
This is a messenger RNA of Hyaloscypha bicolor E, 765 nucleotides long. RefSeq lists its product as uncharacterized. The coding region runs from base 1 to 765 and encodes 254 amino acids. The record is from RefSeq and is a predicted model, not a curated record. NCBI's taxonomy places the organism in Eukaryota, Fungi, Ascomycota, Leotiomycetes, Helotiales, Hyaloscyphaceae. The transcript has a single exon.